Molecule: messenger RNA, 1487 nt
Organism: Suillus paluster
Lineage: Eukaryota; Fungi; Basidiomycota; Agaricomycetes; Boletales; Suillaceae
Exons: 3
Coding region: 219-1214 (331 amino acids)
Source: RefSeq, a predicted model, not a curated record
GCAGGCAAACACAGAUCAUCAAGACAGAUAGGCAGUUCGUCUACAACAACUCAGGGACACACCCGGUGGACAGGAAUGUGAAUACAUAUCUGCUCCAGCGGCGGCCUUUGUGCGUUUAUUGAGACGGCAUCAUUUAUCUUACGAAGUGACCAAGUUCAUCACGCGCAUGUUAUUUUCUGCAAAAUGAAGCUGGGCCACGAGGUUGUCUCUUCAUCACCAUGAUCUCGAGGGUGUAUAUAAACAUCUGCUGUACUCUUCAUAUUGCGACUCUUCUGUCGGUGACAGCUCAUCUACCUGCUCACCUUUCAGCCCCACAGUACAGCCCAGCCAUGCCAUCGUCGAAAUAUAACCAGCUUCAUGACGCACGUACUACAGUAUACAUUGACAUUUUGCCAGAAUCCAGCUCAUUGCGGAGUCCAUUCUCAUCACGUUCGCGUACAUCAUCUUCUUCUCUAUACAAGUCGCCUCAAGUUGUCACUGCAUUCCACCCCUCUUCGAACACGCCGUGUCGCAUGAGGGACAUUGACUCCACAGUAACCUUCGCCUCGCCUUCUGUCGUCAUUGCUAAGUCAUCCUAUAUAAUAAUAUUAGAUGGCGCACCUAUACACAGCGAGGAUACGAAACUCGAAUGUAUUGGACCACGUUUCGCCGGGUCUAUGAACCCUUCCAAUGACGGUACACUGCUCUACAGAACAGCCUUAGUUCCCAAGUACUGGGAAAUCUUGUGCAAAUCCCCAGAUCCCACCAUAUAUAGCAUCAUUCAGGAUGUGUACUGUCCUCCAGACCCAGCAUCUCCCAGAAGGUCCUCAAGUCGCCCGCGCCCUGUUCUUAUCUUUUCAGCUACAUACCACUUCCGAUACCCAGUCCCUGUGUGCACGCCCCCAUCUUCCAUACCACCAUGCCUCACAUAUCAAUCCAAUCCACCUUUCAUCGCAAACAGUGCUCACGCUUAUUCCGAUUCAUUCGAGUCCAUCUGUCCACAAAACUACCCUAUAUUUUCAAGCCUCUCAGAUCAAGAGAGCCCUCAGUCGCACGAAGACAGCACGCAAAACCAGCUGUACGAGCACUUCGUAUUGAACGUCAGCCCGGGCAACCUUUCCCUCCAUGACUCCACAAUCAACAUUCAUGACUCGCUUGUGGCCACAUAUCCGUCGACGAUGGCACAGUCAUCGUUUUCAAGCUUCCCGAAGGACAUCCGUAAUUAUAUCAUGUAAAAAGUACACAUGUAACUUGCAUGUAACAGUAAUAUUAGCGCGUGUACUGUAUACUUGUAUCAUUGUAUGCUUGUUAUCCUAUAUAUGGAGGUCAGAUAGGCAGGCUGCCUUCUAAACUGACUUUCCGCGGAUCCUCGAAGGCCUUGGCAUCGACCCGUCUAAAAGUGAUAGGAAGUUAUAUUCAGAAUAAACGUGGUACUGCUUCGGUGUGUGUGCUUGUUAAUUUAGAUAUCAAAGUCCUCCGGUGGGGUUAGAUCUGCCAGACUGAGUUUC